Messenger RNA from Entrophospora candida, 324 nucleotides. The record is from the annotation of a GenBank genome assembly. Lineage: Eukaryota; Fungi; Glomeromycota; Glomeromycetes; Entrophosporales; Entrophosporaceae.
AUGGGAGUUGCCUUAGGUAAACAGGAAAUAGAAGAAGAAAUGUCAACACAAAAUACAUUACAAUUAAUUUCCACCGAUCAAAUAAACGAUGAAUUGAGCAAUGAAUUUUGCAAAAGAACAUAUCUAAAGUGUAAGAAAUGUCAGAAACCGAGAACCGGUAAAGUGAUUAUGACAAAUUGGACCAAGGGACCAAAAUGGUCAUGGGAUGAAGAAAACCAACAAAGAAUUAGAUCUGGACCUAGAAAAGUUGUAUUGAAAAUCCUCAAUGAUUCACAAAAUAUCUCCAAUGAUUAUUUAAAAGAACAAAAUUCAAAUGGAAUUUGA